Messenger RNA from Colletotrichum abscissum, 402 nucleotides. RefSeq lists its product as uncharacterized. The record is from RefSeq and is a predicted model, not a curated record. Lineage: Eukaryota; Fungi; Ascomycota; Sordariomycetes; Glomerellales; Glomerellaceae. The annotation marks the transcript as partial. The transcript has a single exon.
GGUCUCAAAGGCCCAGACACUGGGGCAUCCUCUCUCUCGACCACUGCGCAGAGACCCCUACUCAAGCACGAACUCAUACUCGGAGACAAGAACGAGAAUGUACCCGCCGGUGAGACCUACCACGGGAUCCCGCUCGACAGCGAACAAGUCGUCCGUAAGUCGGGAGGUAGCGUGUACAACGGCAUACGCCACGUGCCGAUCUGGGGCGGCAAAGCUUCUCCUGCGCACGACAACCGACCUCGAUUUGCCAGUAGAACUGGUAUCAAAUCGAUGAUUAUGUCUGGAAUCCGGUUGCUUAUAACGUACAGCCAUCCAUCAUAUCACAGUAGCAGGGCGUGCUUGGUGUUGGUCGGCACCUCCGAGGCUCAACCAGCGAAGUGCAGGAGAGUAGGCUUGAGGUAG